AUGAUAAGACAUAACUUCUUUUUAUAUUCUUUAGAAUUCCAAGAGUCUGAUACAUAUUGUACCUUUCAAGACAAGAGAUACCACUUUGGAGAGAGAUGGCAUCCUUACCUGGAACCCUAUGGAUUUGUUUACAGUGUCAUCUGCCUCUGUUCUGAGAUGAAUUGCCCUUUCCAGGAGCUAGUAAGAUAAGUGCAAAGUCAUGUGAAUACAAUGGUACUGUCUACCAGAAUGGAGAACUAUUUGUAGCCGAGGGACUAUUCCAGAACAAGCAGCCAAACCAGUGUGCACAAUGCAGUUGCUCAGAGGGGAAUGUAUACUGUGGCCUGAAGACCUGUCCCAAGCUAACCUGUUCAUCUCCUUUAUCUGUUCCUGACUCCUGCUGCCAAGUCUGUAGAGGAGAUGGAGAACUGGUCUGGGACUACUCGCACAGUGAUACCUUCCGACAACCAUCCAACAGGGAAGCAAGACACUCACAGCAUCGCUCUCACUAUGAACUUUCCUCUGGUUCUGAUAAACCAAUAAUCAAUCACCCAAGAACACCAAGUGUCAAGAGCCAACGUGGAUUGCUUGUUGAACCUCAGCCAGGAUCUGGGACAAUAGUGCAUAUCGUCAUACAUAACAAACACAAGCAUGGGCGAGUGUGUGUUUUCAAUGGGAAGACUUACUCUCAUGGGGAGUCCUGGCAUCCAAACCUGCGAACAUUUGGAAUCGUAGAAUGUGUGAUCUGUACUUGCAAUGUAACGAAACAGGAAUGCAAGAAGAUCCAGUGCCCAGAUCAUUACCCAUGUGAACAUCCACAGAAAGUGGAAGGAAAGUGUUGCAAGGUUUGCCCAGCUGAUGAAGCACAUGUUCAAAUUAAGAGGGAUUAUUUUUGUGGAGAAGAGACACUUCCUGUGUUUGAGUCAGUUUUAUCAGAGGAAGGUAAAACUAUUAGAAAAAUAGCACUAGAGAUACAAAAUCCAUCUCAGAUUGAAGUUCACAUCUGGACCAUUAUUAAAGGUGUUUUGCACAACUUUCACACUGAAAAUAUGUCAAAAAAAGAUUUCAGAGAACUGCAGCAGUUUAAACCAUUGACUAGAACAACACAAAAACGCUGGAAAAUAUUCAUAGAGGGAGAAGCCCAAAUCAGCCAGAUGUGCAAAACACGAGUAUGCAGAAGAGAACUGGAGGAUCUUGUAAAAAUAUUGUUUCUCGAUAAAGCCGAGAAGGGGCACUGCUAAAGCUGAAGUGCAAUGAAAAGAAAGCAAAUCUACUAACUAGUUUGACAUGUAGCUGUACCUGUAUUGUUUUCCAUUAUUACAGGAAGCUCAUAAGACUUUUUCCUAAGAUUCACUUUUUAAAUAUGGGCAUUCCUUUACUUGGAAUGAAUAUAAAAUGGCUGUGUCAGAGUUAUUGAUUUCUUGAAAUCAGAAUAAUAUAAAGAAUCACUAUUUCAAGUAAAUAUUGGCCUAACAUAUUUCACAUACAGAUUUUUGGUAGCAUGGUUGUGUGUUAAUGAACAGUAGAUUUCUACUGGUUUGAGUAGCAUCAUUGUUAUAGUUAGUAUUGAGAUAUGCUUGUAGUAAAAUAUGUAUGGUUUAUUUUCCUAUCCAAAAAUUUUGAAAUACUGAAAAGUCUCUCAACAGUAUAUACAGAAUGCAAAUUUGACAUAUUUUACAUGUGAUCUAUACCCAAAAUAUAUUCUUUUCAGGCUAUCUGUCUUGCAGAUGAAAUCCAAGGUGUAAUGCUUCCCUGUUUUUUUAGACAAAAGGCACAAAUGUUGACUUUUACAUCCUCUGAAUACAAAUGUCCAUUAGCUGUUAUUAGGCAUUGUUUCACAUCACUUAAAUAUAUUUUUUGUGCUCUUACAACUAUCAGGUGCCCUCUAUUAAUCUGAGUGGGCCAUCAUCCAUGCAGCUAUGAAAGGGUUUGGUCUCCAUGUCUAAGUGGUGUCUCACAAUGCUACAAGUCCGGGGCAUCUUCACCCCCCCCCCCACACACAAGAUUCAACCGAAUUUAAGAGUGGACCAUAAUUGUUCUGUGGCUUGGGAACUGCCUGGUGUCUCCACAGACAGUGUGGUAACAUCUAUAUUUUAUGUCCUUAAUCUUUUAACCACAUGGGUGCUGUGGUGUGCGGUAUGUAAUAGUAGUCUUGGGAGCAUGUGCACACCAGGCUCCAGCCGCAGUAUUUACUGUCAUGGUCAGGGAUAUGAGCAUCAUAUCCCGGUUGCUGCCUACGAAAAUUGCUAUGGAAUCCAGUCUUUGUCAGGUAGCAGUAAAGGCAGUGGGUUCACCACCUGCUGCCCCCUAAAGGAAGGAAAGAUAACAUAAUUCACUCACUCUACCCCUUUUGACUUCUGCAGCAAAUUGACCACUAUUUAUUUGUUCUUCUGGAUUUCAUUCAGAGUUGGCUUUAUCCCUCUGUGCCAUAGAACCAUCUUCCUGGAUAUUUUUCAACUGAUUCUAUAUUGUUCAUGAUAACUGGAUUUCAAUACUGUUUAACCUUUUAAGCAUGUUGGCUUGACAGUGAUUUAACCAUCAUUUUAAGUUGCUCCGUAAUCUAUCACACAGUUUACCAAUAGAGUUGUUUUAACUUGUACAACAAUCUUUCUGCUUGGAAAAUUAGCAAGUAUGCUGAUCCCGUGUAGGCUAUAAGAUAUGAACACACCAUCUAAUACACCGUGGUCAUUUUUUUUUCUUUUAACACAAAUCAAAGCUGCUUAAAGCAAAGGCAUCAACUGGUCUAAUCACACGUUAACCACAGCUUGUAUAGUCUAUUUUUAGCAUAUAUAAAAUAAUGAAUUUCACCAACAGAGCCUGUAACAAAUAGUACAUGACCAUUCUGCUUUUACAGAUCAUUUAUUUACUGAAAUGCAUCACUCAAGAAAUGAGUACUAAUACUCUUUGUAUCUCUAUAAAAAUCAGAAAUAUUAACAUAUUAAUAGAGUUUGCCUUUGAGUAAAAAAAUGUUGAAUUAAACAGAAAAUGUAUUUACAAGGAUAUUAAAAACUAGCAAAACUAUUAAGUUUGGCUUUUGUUCAUAAGCCGUUAGCAUGCAGCUAAUGACAUAGUAUAUUUCAUAAUUUGGAAAGUGCACAGAUAUAUUUUCUUAAAGAAUGAUUACGAUGCAUCUGUAUUUGUGAAACUGAAUGAUGGGUUUCAUGUUGUAUAUUUAUUAUUAAUCAGUAAAAAUGAAAUUCUGUAUUGGCAUACAGUGGCAAUAGUUAUGCAGUUUUUUUCAUCAUCAGUUAUUUACCUGGUAUACAUUACCCAAAAGCUUUGCAGUUGUAUCAGUUUUCACUCUGCUUCAGACUACUGUUAUAAUACUUCUAAAGGAUAGCUAUUUAUGUAUGAAACUAUUACAUUGACUUGUUUUUGAUACUAAUAAAAUAUUACAUU
Protopterus annectens (West African lungfish) is the source of this 3378-nucleotide messenger RNA. It is a transcript of the gene CHRDL1, whose product is annotated as chordin like 1. Gene Ontology annotation, molecular function: protein binding. NCBI's taxonomy places the organism in Eukaryota, Metazoa, Chordata, Ceratodontiformes, Protopteridae. The record is from RefSeq and is a predicted model, not a curated record.